CCGGCGAGGGGCGCCGCUGGGCCGCCUCCCGCCGCGCCGGGGCGGCGGAUGGCGCUGCGCAGCUAGUCGGUGCAUUGCGGCGGGCGGGCGGGCGGACCGCCCGACCGACCGACCGCCGUGCCGCUCCGCGCCGCGCCUCUCCCGCGGCCAUUCCACACGGCGGCACCGCGCCUCGCACAGGAGCAGCCGGCGGGAGCCGCGCCGCCGCAGCCCCGCCAUGGCCAAGGAGGGAGCGCAGCGAGCGGAGGAGACGGAGCAGAUGAUCGAGAAGGAGGGCGGCAAGGAAGCCGCCGAGGGCAGCGCCGCCGGCAGCCUGCGGGCUGGGGACACGAAGGAGAUGAGAGCCGUGGUGCUGUCCGCCUUCGGGGGGCUCAACAAGCUCCGCGUGUCCAAGAAAGCCAUGCCGGAGCCGCAGGAGGGGGAGCUGAAGAUCCGCGUCAAAGCCUGUGGUUUGAACUUUAUUGAUUUGAUGGUGCGACAGGGGAAUAUCGACAACCCUCCUAAGACGCCACUUGUCCCUGGGUUUGAAUGCUCUGGAAUUGUAGAAGCUCUUGGAGAUAGCGUGAAAGGAUUUGAGAUUGGAGACAGAGUCAUGGCUUUUGUAAACUACAAUGCAUGGGCUGAAGUAGUAUGUACCCCAGUAGAAUUUGUCUACAAGAUUCCAGAUGACAUGAGUUUUUCUGAAGCUGCUGCGUUUCCCAUGAACUUUGUAACUGCCUACAUGAUGCUCUUUGAAGUUGCUAACCUAAGAGAAGGCAUGUCUGUGCUGGUUCACUCGGCAGGAGGUGGGGUGGGUCAAGCUGUUGCUCAGCUCUGUUCAACUAUUCCCAAUGUUACUGUUUUUGGAACAGCUUCAUCUUUCAAACAUGAAGCAAUCAAAGACUCAGUAACUCACCUGUUUGACAGAAAUGCAGACUAUGUUCAAGAAGUAAAAAGAAUCUCGACAGAUGGAGUAGAUAUUGUUUUGGACUGUCUUUGUGGAGAAAAUACUGGGAAAGGCCUCAGUCUUCUCAAACCACUUGGGACUUACAUUUUAUAUGGUUCAUCUAACAUGGUUACUGGAGAGACAAAAAGCUUCUUCAGUUUUGCAAAAUCAUGGUGGCAGGUUGAGAAAGUAAAUCCUAUCAAGCUGUAUGAGGAAAACAAAGUCAUUGCUGGAUUUUCCCUGUUGAACCUACUUUUCAAACAGAAUCGAGGUGGCCUGAUCAAGGGUGUGAUGGACAAACUCCUAAAUCUAUACAGCAGUAAGAAGAUCAAGCCUGUGGUUGAUUCAUUAUGGGCUUUGGAAGAGGUGAAGGAGGCCAUGCAGAGAAUCCAUGACCGAGGAAAUAUAGGAAAACUAAUUCUGGAUGUGGAGAAAGCACCCACUCCCCUGAUGGCCAACGACAGCACAGAGACAAGUGAAGCUGGAGAAGAGGAAGAAGACCAUGAAGGGGACAACGAGAAUAAAGAGCGCAUGCCAUUCAUCCAGUAACAGCCAGAGGUGGUGGAUGCAGAAAGAUUGAUGAAGUAGAAGGGAACAAGACUGGGAAAUCUAUUCUGUGCAUCAGUGAACAAAUGCUGUAGUACAGUGUGUGUUGUAUUUGUCUGCAGUCAGCUGAGCUAUGAGCUGUUGAUCAUUGUUGUUUUGAACUCAAGUGCCAUUCUCAUCCAGUGCAGUAUUAUGACAUUCCUGUGUAAUACCCGGUUUCCCUGUAGGAGUCCCAUGGAUUUUUCUGUUCCAGUUUAAAAGCCUUAUUAACUUACUGUGUAAUUUUAGAUGGGCAUCUUUCUCAUGCAAAUUCCAACAUUUUGCAUAAAGUUAUUUGGGGGUUUGGGCUUUUUUUGCAAGUUGGAAACAGUAACAAAAAAAAUUUCCCCACUUGCUGUCUGGAAGAUUCUAGUAACUGGAGGGAGGAUUUUAAGUUUGUGGAUUUUCAGUGUUAAAAUAGUUUCCCUUUUAUGAACCACAGAUAAAAGUUGCAAAAAAGAUAAGUUUUCCUUUUCCUCAGUCACGCUUUAUCAUUUUAUAAGCAAUCCUAUCUUCAUGUUCAAAAAUACCUCAUUUAGAAUUGUGGAAUCUGAAAUUGUGCAAGAAAUCAUUAAUUGAGAGACUUCGAUUCGUAUUGUAUAAUCACAUUAGUCAUCAACACCAGUAAUUAAACACUUCAUUCAGAGUGCCAACUAUCAUGCUUUCCUGUUGAUCUGAGCUAUUACCCCAUACGUUACAGGCAAAGAAAAAGGUCAGUGAGCCACUCUUUUUAGACCCAGAACUUUAAUUGCCUGUAGCAAUUAGCAUCGUUAUUGACAGAUCAACAUCUUCUGCUAAGGACAUACUGACUCAUCUGUGUCCGAAAUCCAAACCAAUUUUAAAUUUCAUUUUUAAAUUGUAUUGGUAAGGAUCACUCAUGAGUAUGUGGAAAGAAAUUUGUUGACGGAGUUUACUGCUCUGAAAUCGCUAAUGUGUUGGUCAACUAUCAAGCUGGAGCUGAACUCCUACAGAAGUUAACCCUGCUAAAAAUGAGUUUUAGGCCUUAAUUCCAUCAGAAAUUAUGCACAGGGAUAACUUUAUCUAGGUGAGUAGUUCUGUCAAAAGCUCUGCUCCAUAUGUACAGUUAUGUUUGUAAUUAUUUGCAGGAUCAAGUAUUCAAAGACCAGCUAGUCUUAUCUACCUCCCACUCGUGGAAACUAUAAGUAAACAUGACAAAAGUAAAUAUUUUUUUUCCAUGUCUUUCACCUAUCCAAGCAGCAGCUACUCAGGUCCUCAAUUGUCUUGUUAAAACAAUUAUUUUAAAAUUACUGCAAUCACCUACAGUAGAGAUGCUAAAGGAAUGUCAGAGACCUUGCGUAAUGCCAUAUAUCUUUGAAUUAAUAUAUUUUUUUCAAAAGAAAGUAUUUCUCCAGGCAUGGCUAGUUGUUCACCUAAAUCUGCAAGUAUCCUGUAGUGAUAGAAGUUAAAAAUUAAUACAGAAGAGUGGAGAGGGAGGACUUCUCAGGUUCUUCUCAAUGUGAAAGGACUUGUGGGUCUGGAUGACUUUUAUGUGUGGUUUUAGAAGAUUCUCUCUUGUUUUUUCUGUUUGUUUCAUCUUGCUGCCUGAGUAUUAAUGUCCAUCUCUUUACACUGUACUCAUGAAGUUGCUGUUCUAAUACCAGAUAAUUGUGCAGAAUGUUCAUUCUGAAGGAGUUUCCCUUGGGUUAGACAAAUUCAAAAAUAAUGAGAAGAAAUAACUGGAGAAAAAUGCCAAAAAAGCUUUUGAAAUAUUAAUUGAACCAGAACUUUAGUUUUCUCUAUAAGUUGAUAUAGAACUUCACUAUAGCUGAUUUUCUUUUCAGGCUGGACUUGCCUACACUUCCAGUGCCAUAUCAGGCCCAAGCAGGGACUUUAUCCACAGAAAAAAUACAUGUUCAGUGAAAGUUUUCCAUUUAUUGGGCUUGCCAAUUGGGCUUUUAAUAAAGGCCAUUAAGUUUUCACGACUCAUAAGCUGACAAUGGUAGGAAACAUGCCCAAUUUUGUUUUGCAGUUAGUGUAAUGAUGUUGUCCUGCAACAAACCUUAACAUAACUAGGAAUUUUGAUUUGACGCCAAAGUGAGCAAUAUUGCUGGUGACCUUCGAGCUGGCAGUAAAGUGGCAUUCUCAAGGCCUUAAAUUAGUAGGGCAAGCAGAAUAGCAAAUCCGUUCUUCUGUUAUAAACCGCAGUAUGGUUGGCUCUACAGUUAAAUUACCCUUCAAGACAAAUAAAGAUGGGUGAUCUUGGUCAUGGCCACAGACGCCAUAGGGACAACAAUCAAAUGAGAUAAUUUUGGCUAGUUCUUUCUGGUUUUGUUAGCAAGGCAAAAAUACUCUUCAUGCUAAUUCAUGCCAAUUUUAGGGCCAUUUUCUGAUCAGCAGAAUAUCAGGUAAUUGCAGUGAGUACAAAGGAAUACUUCUGGAUCUACCCAAGUACAACAUAGAUGAGCAUUACUAUCAGCAAGCUAAACUCUGCUCUGUGUUUUACUGGUAUUAAUAUGGUAUAUAUGAAGGUUACUACUGAGGUUAAUGGAAAUUUUUCAGGUAUCUGUUCUGGAAGCAGGAUUUGUGCUAGCAGAAUUUGGCCCACAAGCCCAAAGUACCUUUUAGAAUACCACAAACAGUAGUAUCGCGUCUGAAAUGGUAGAGGUCAAGCUAUACAAAAUGAUGAUGCAGAGACUUGUUACUGACCAAGUCUUACUGUAGUAGCAAUGAAGGUUUGUGCUUACUACUGACAGUGUUGUUUAAACAACUCUAAGAUAAUUGGACAGUUUCUUCAAGUGAAACAAAUUAUUUCUCAAUUUGCCUUAAAGGAACUGUGAAAGCUUCUCUUUAACUUAAGCCUGAUUGAAGUGAACUGAAACACUGUUUAAUUGUAUUUGUUGCUUUAGAGCUUUUGUUAUAUUGUGCCUACAAAGCAAAUUAUGUUUACAUAAAAAUAUAAAUAAAAUAUUGAGCAUAGCAUUA
Molecule: messenger RNA, 4453 nt
Organism: Aquila chrysaetos chrysaetos
Lineage: Eukaryota; Metazoa; Chordata; Aves; Accipitriformes; Accipitridae
Gene: VAT1L
Product: vesicle amine transport 1 like
Exons: 9
Coding region: 218-1474 (418 amino acids)
Molecular function (GO): zinc ion binding; oxidoreductase activity
Source: RefSeq, a predicted model, not a curated record